This is a messenger RNA of Peromyscus maniculatus bairdii (prairie deer mouse), 1412 nucleotides long. The record is from RefSeq and is a predicted model, not a curated record. NCBI's taxonomy places the organism in Eukaryota, Metazoa, Chordata, Mammalia, Rodentia, Cricetidae.
GACGAUGGCAGCGGCGGCCCAGCAGGCGAGAAGCGUGGGUCCACAGCGGCUCCGGGUGCGGCUGCGGGCUGCGGAGCGAGCGGUCGGCCAGGCUCCCCGCGUCCCCCGCCCGCCGUGACUGUCUGGAAGAUGGCGCCUGGCUGAUGGAAAUCCUAAUGACAGUCUCCAAAUUCGCCUCCAUCUGUACCAUGGGCGCCAAUGCCUCGGCAUUAGAGAAAGAGAUUGGUCCAGAACAAUUUCCGGUCAACGAGCACUAUUUUGGAUUAGUCAAUUUUGGGAAUACCUGCUACUGCAACUCAGUUCUUCAAGCACUUUAUUUCUGUCGUCCAUUUCGGGAAAAAGUUCUCGCGUACAAGAGCCAGCCCAGAAAAAAGGAGAGCCUUCUCACGUGCCUGGCCGACCUCUUCCAUAGCAUAGCCACCCAGAAGAAGAAGGUGGACGUCAUCCCGCCCAAGAAGUUCAUCACACGACUGCGGAAAGAAAACGAGCUGUUUGAUAACUACAUGCAACAAGAUGCCCAUGAGUUCUUAAAUUAUCUACUCAACACAAUUGCCGAUAUUCUACAAGAAGAAAGCAAACAGGAAAAGCAGAAUGGCCGCGUACGGAACAGUGACGUGGACGCUGAGGAGAACAACAGCACACCAGACCCGACGUGGGUCCACGAGAUUUUCCAGGGAACAUUAACUAAUGAAACCAGGUGUCUUGCUUGUGAAACUAUAAGCAGCAAAGAUGAAGAUUUUUUAGACCUUUCUGUUGAUGUGGAACAAAACACAUCAAUUACUCACUGCUUAAGAGGUUUUAGUAACACAGAAACUCUGUGCAGUGAGUAUAAAUACUACUGUGAAGAGGGCCGAAGCAAACAGGAAGCACACAAACGGAUGAAAGUUAAGAAACUACCCAUGAUUCUGGCUCUCCACCUGAAAAGAUUUAAGUAUAUGGACCAGCUUCACCGAUACACAAAGCUUUCUUACCGGGUCGUUUUUCCCUUAGAACUUCGUCUGUUUAACACUUCAGGAGAUGCAACCAACCCCGACAGGAUGUACGACCUUGUGGCUGUCGUGGUUCACUGCAGAAGUGGUCCCAAUCGAGGCCAUUAUAUUGCAAUAGUUAAGAGUCACGAUUUUUGGUUGUUGUUUGAUGGCGACAUUGUAGAAAAAAUAAAUGCACAAGCUUUUGAAGAGUUCUAUGGGUUGACGUCUGGUAUCUCCAAAAACUCGGAGUCUGGGUACAUCCUUUUCUAUCAGUCUCGGGACUGAAGGAGCCAAGGCGGAGCAAGCGUCUGCAUGCUUCUCUGGUUGUUUCAGGAAGGAUCAAGCUGAUGGUCAAGAAGAGAGAGAGAUUCAGGACGCUCAGGGCAGUAGCACACUUUGCAUACAAUAAAGCAAAGACUGUGGAUUAACAUGCCCUUCCGA